Messenger RNA from Manis pentadactyla (Chinese pangolin), 1293 nucleotides. RefSeq names its product endoplasmic reticulum-golgi intermediate compartment 1 (gene ERGIC1). Gene Ontology annotation, biological process: retrograde vesicle-mediated transport, Golgi to endoplasmic reticulum; endoplasmic reticulum to Golgi vesicle-mediated transport. NCBI's taxonomy places the organism in Eukaryota, Metazoa, Chordata, Mammalia, Pholidota, Manidae. The transcript has 11 exons. The coding region runs from base 196 to 1098 and encodes 300 amino acids. The record is from RefSeq and is a predicted model, not a curated record. Gene Ontology annotation, cellular component: Golgi membrane; COPII-coated ER to Golgi transport vesicle; endoplasmic reticulum membrane.
GCGGGUGUCUGGGGACGGCCGGCGGGGGCUGUGGAGGCGUUGGCAGCGGGCUGGGACCCACGCGGCGCCGCGGCCCACCUGGCCUGCAGCGGUCCCACCCCCAGCGGCGGCGGCACGAUGCCCUUUGACUUCAGGAGGGGUGCCUAGCAUGACACGCUCCUCUUGAAUCUAGUGCUCACUGCUUUGUGUGUAGUAAUGACUAGUCAUAGCCCUGGCCCCACCCCUUCCCAGCUGUGGGACCUCAGGUUUGACAUCUACAGGAAGGUGCCCAAGGACCUUACGCAGCCAACGUACACUGGGGCCAUUAUCUCUGUCUGCUGCUGCCUCUUCAUCCUCUUCCUCUUCCUUUCGGAGCUCACUGGAUUCAUAACGACAGAAGUUGUGAACGAGCUCUACGUCGAUGACCCGGACAAGGACAGCGGGGGAAAAAUUGACGUCAGCCUAAACAUCAGUUUACCUAAUUUGCACUGUGAAUUGGUUGGGCUCGACAUACAGGAUGAGAUGGGCAGGCAUGAAGUGGGGCACAUCGACAACUCGAUGAAGAUUCCACUGAACAAUGGGGCGGGCUGCCGCUUCGAGGGGCAGUUCAGCAUCAACAAGGUCCCAGGCAACUUCCACGUGUCCACACACAGUGCCACAGCCCAGCCACAGAACCCGGACAUGACCCAUGUCAUCCACAAGCUCUCCUUUGGGGACACACUGCAGGUCCAGAACGUCCAUGGGGCUUUCAACGCUCUUGGGGGAGCAGACAGACUCACCUCCAACCCUCUCGCCUCCCAUGACUACAUCUUGAAGAUCGUGCCCACUGUUUACGAAGACAAGAGUGGCAAGCAGCGGUACUCUUACCAGUACACGGUGGCCAACAAGGAGUAUGUUGCCUACAGCCACACGGGCCGCAUCAUCCCCGCCAUCUGGUUCCGCUAUGACCUUAGCCCCAUCACGGUCAAGUACACAGAGAGACGGCAGCCUCUGUACAGGUUCAUCACCACGAUCUGUGCCAUCAUCGGUGGGACCUUCACUGUUGCUGGCAUUCUGGACUCGUGUAUCUUCACAGCCUCUGAGGCCUGGAAGAAGAUCCAGCUGGGCAAGAUGCAUUGAUGACCCACCCGGCCCAGUGGCCUAGGACCCAGGGAGACCGGCAGCCCUGCCUCCAGCACCCUGUCUCCUCCUGCCCUCUGUCUGGCCCAGGACCUGGCUGCUUCCCAACAUGGGGGUGGGGGGAGGUAGGAGGCGGCUCACGGUUUCACAGCUACCUCUUCUCCCCAUGGUUGAUUAUAGAUGAAUUACACUGCC